AUGGCUAUCUUUGCUCGUUAUGAGGCAUUGAGAAAAGAAAUCAAAGCCCUCGUGGCUGAAAACGAGGAACUGAAACAGCUGGUGCUGCUCUUACGCGAGAACCAGGAGCUCAAGUCUGCCCUUCACGACCAAUUCAACGAGAGGAAUCAGCUGCCCGACUUUGAAUCCACCCGUCUGGACCAACAAGAACCGUUAGCCAACCAGGCCUUCCUUGGCGCUUCCAACUUGGAUCAAUCCCAAAAUUCCCAGUGCACCAGCUUGCGGCUAGGCAUUCGACAGCGACAUCCUUCUGGCCUCACAGCCCAGCUCACCACACAAUACCCUCCACCCCCUUGCACUUGUACUUGUGCUUCAGGAGCCAUGGCUGCCAGGCAGAGCCCUCCCCGCUUCCAGGCCUGCUCUCCAGGUUCCGCUUCAGCCAGUGGCACUUCCAGCCCGAAGUUCGCCGCCCCAGCCACUCCUCCCACCUCCCUCCACCCCUCCAGUUCCCGUGGCUACUGCCACGAGUGUGCCUUCCCAUGGCACCCGCACCGGCCCCCUUCGCCCCCAACCUUUGCCAGCGGCACCCCCUCACCUUUCCUGCCCUGCUGGCCUCAGCCCAGCCUUCAGCACUUUCCUGUGGCACCUGGUUCUAGUGCCCAUGGGAUCCCCACUGCCUUCCAGGCUUUUGGCUUUGGCCAUGGAGGCACCGCACCUUCCCAGCCACCGCUGCCGCUCGCCUUUUGGAUGGGGCCAGGUGGUGUGGCUGGUGGAGGUGGCCCUUUGGUUGCUGCUCCGGUCCAGAGCACUUUUCUGCCUGUGGCACAGGGCAGCCAGCCCCCCGCUGCCCUGCCACAGCCCCCCACACCCUCUCCUGGCCCGACCCCCCCACCUGAGGUUGGGAAAGGCGAGUCCCCAGCUCCGGAGGAAGCCCCGCAGCCCCUGCAGGCGAAGGAGAGCAGCGGCUCUGUCCAGCGAGAGGGUGCCGCCGACAGCCGCAACAGCACCAUUGGCACCGGAGAGACAGAAGCCAACAAGCAGGAGCGCAUUGUGGGUGAGGUCGCCUUUCAGCUGGACCGCCGCAUCCUCUCCAGCAUCUUCCCUGACCGACUCCGCCUCUAUGGCUUCACCGUUCGCAAUAUCCCUGAGAAAAUCUCACAGAGAGAAAAGGACCCCUUCCUGCAGCUGAGCCCGGAGCAGUCCGAGGCCAUCAUGGAGCGCUACAACAGCAUCAUGGACUCCCUGAAGCCCCUGGGCUACGACCCCAAGGUCCACCCGAGCCUGACAGAGCGCACGGUGAACACCUUUGGCAUCCUUCGCGAGCGGCCCGAAAUCUCCAGCCCCGAGGCAGCUGCCUACGGCAACCUCCAGCACUUGGAGGAGGUGGUGAAGAGUGUGGUCCCUGCCGAAAUGCUCGAGGACUGCCUGCUGCUGCUGAACUGCCUCCAAAAGCUCUCGCAGGAGGACGGGAAGCCCCUCUUCAUCUGGUGA
Messenger RNA from Notechis scutatus (mainland tiger snake), 1470 nucleotides. The record is from RefSeq and is a predicted model, not a curated record. Lineage: Eukaryota; Metazoa; Chordata; Lepidosauria; Squamata; Elapidae.